AAAGUCCAUCAAUGCGAACAGCUGUUUUCGGCUGUUGUCGCGUGCAAUUGGUUUUUUUUACUCGACUUUUGUUUAGCCAAUUUGUAAAUUUUUUAAAAUGCUGUGCACUCGGGCAGUAGCACGAGUAGGAAGUGCUGCCAGCAAAACAUGGGUAACACAGCCGACAAUUAGGAAAACUCAUGCGAAAUUUUCGGUUUUCGAGCAAUCCUGCCGUUUGUGUUCCUCCACCGGAGUUGUGGAUAGCCCAAAUAAGACAAAGCCCGGCACAGGAGCGACUCCCGGAGCCGUAGAAGACGGCAUUCUUAAACGAGUGCUAACUAAAGUGGGAUUCGCACCGAACACAAAAGCUCGCCUCAAGGUAAGCAGCCACCUGCUGUACGAGAGUGUGGCUGACAAGAUCAACUAUGUGGUCUUCUUUCGCGACUUUAAUCUGCCCAACACCUUCAACUCCUGGUUCCUCGUCACGGAGCUGCAUGUGUGGCUUCUGCUGAUGCGCUCCAUGGCCGAGGGCUCUGAGACGGGUGAGGACGGACGUUUCCUGCGCAACUGCAUCGUGGAGGCCAUGUGGGGCGAUGUCAACACCCGUGCCAAAAAGUUGGGAGCCCACAAUCCUUCCCGCACCCGGCAGCAGAUCGAAACGUUAUCCGAGCAGUUUCAGGCAGCUCUUAUUGCCUACGACGAGGGCAUUAUGUCCGAUGACCGAGUACUGGCCUCUGCCCUGUGGCGCCGUUUUUUUGAGAUGAACUGCGAGGAUUACGCCCAAAUCGAGCGGCUGGUGAAGUAUGUCCGCCAGCAGGCAGCCAUGCUUGACAAUUUGCCGCGCGAUCAGUUUAUUAUCAAGCCCAAGGUAGCCUGGCUGGAUCUAGACAAGUGCAAGGCGUAAUCUUAGUUUCUGUUUUUUAUUUUUAAUAAAGUUAAAGCGAGUAUGUGAAGUUA
Molecule: messenger RNA, 936 nt
Organism: Drosophila serrata
Lineage: Eukaryota; Metazoa; Arthropoda; Insecta; Diptera; Drosophilidae
Gene: Uqcc1
Product: Ubiquinol-cytochrome c reductase complex assembly factor 1
Biological process (GO): mitochondrial respiratory chain complex III assembly
Cellular component (GO): mitochondrion
Source: RefSeq, a predicted model, not a curated record